GACCUCUCCGGGCCACCGUCGCGGAGCAUGCGCAAAUGGACGUGGCGGGACGUAUAUGUCAUGGCGAGCUCCAUCUGAAGUGUUUCCCGUAUCUGCAGAACGGCGUGUGGUUCUCUCACUUUGGGCUGACUUUACAGAGGAUUUGAGACUAACUGCAGAUAAUCAAGAGAAGAUGCCUUCUGCAUCCUGCGACACACUACUGGAUGACAUAGAAGAUAUCGUGUUACAGGGAGACUUAAAGCCACAAGAUAGGCAUUCUGCACGAAAGCACGUUGUUCCAAAGGCACGAAAGCGAAACACCCAAAAAUAUUUGCAAGAGGAAAACAGUCCACCAAGUGAUAGCACCAUUCCAGGCAUACAGAAAAUUUGGAUGCGAACGUGGGGUUGUUCUCAUAAUAAUUCGGAUGGAGAAUACAUGGCUGGACAGCUAGCCGCUUAUGGAUAUGAAAUUACAGAAAAUGCAUCAGACGCAGAUUUAUGGCUCCUGAAUAGUUGUACUGUAAAAAACCCAGCCGAAGACCACUUUAGAAACUCAAUUAAAAAAGCUCAAGAGGAGAAUAAGAAGAUAGUGCUAGCUGGAUGUGUUCCUCAAGCCCAGCCUCGGCAGGACUACCUUAAAGGACUGAGUAUCAUAGGGGUUCAACAGAUAGAUCGAGUGGUAGAAGUUGUGGAAGAAACAAUUAAAGGUCACUCUGUGAGACUGCUGGGUCAGAAAAAGAAUAAUGGAAAGCGCUUGGGUGGAGCGCGAUUGGAUUUGCCAAAGAUCAGGAAGAAUCCACUGAUAGAAAUCAUUUCCAUCAAUACUGGGUGUCUCAAUGCUUGUACCUACUGCAAAACUAAACACGCCAGAGGAAAUUUGGCCAGUUACCCAAUUGACGAACUAGUAGAAAGAGCCAAACAGUCUUUUCAAGAGGGUGUUUGUGAGAUAUGGUUGACCAGUGAAGACACAGGGGCUUACGGCAGAGACAUUGGCACCAGUCUCCCCGCACUGCUGUGGAAGCUGGUUGAAGUGAUUCCUGAGGGAGCAAUGCUGAGGCUUGGCAUGACCAAUCCACCCUAUAUUUCAGAGCAUCUGGAGGAAAUGGCAAAAAUCCUCAAUCAUCCCAGAGUCUACGCUUUUCUGCACAUCCCAGUCCAGUCUGCCUCUGACACUGUACUCAUGGAAAUGAAAAGGGAAUACUGCGUGGCUGACUUCAAAAGAGUAGUGGAUUUUCUGAAAGAGAAAGUUCCUGGAAUAACUCUUGCUACAGAUAUCAUCUGUGGUUUUCCUGGAGAAACAGAUCAGGAUUUUCAAGAAACAGUGAAACUUGUGGAAGAGUACAAAUUUCCAAGCCUGUUUAUUAACCAGUUUUACCCAAGACCAGGAACUCCUGCUGCAAAAAUGGCACAAGUUCCAGCACAAGUGAAAAAGCAAAGAACGAAAGAUCUUUCUCGGGUAUUCCAUUCUUACAAUCCAUAUGAUCACAAGAUUGGCGAAAGACAACAAGUGUUAGUGACAGAAGAAUCUUUUGAUUCCAAGUUUUAUGUUGCCCACAAUCGAUUCUACGAGCAGGUUUUAGUGCCAAAGAACCCCACAUUCAUGGGGAAAAUGAUCGAAGUGGACAUUUAUGAAUCAGGCAAACAUUUUAUGAAAGGGCAGCCAGUGUCAGAUGCCAAAGUAUACACACCGUCCAUCAACAAACCAUUAGCAAAGGGAGAAGUCUCAGGUUUAACGGAGUUGUUAAGCGCUCCAAAAAAAGUCGGCAGCAAUGACUUCACAUACGGAAAAAUGAGAAGCGAUAUUUAUCUGGCCAUCCAGUUCCAUGAUUGUUUGAAUAUAUGUAUUAUCUUUCCCCUCAAAAUAAAUUGCCAGGGCAUGUUAAUUAAGCGUCGGGCAUAGUGACAAAGAGGGUCCUGUUAUCUAUAUUCUCACUUACUGUGGUGAUGGACUCUGGUGUCCAAACAUGAGUGACGCCUCUCAUGAGCCUGACAGGUGCGUGUGAAGGAUCUGCGGGCACAGCCAUCUGACUGAUAAUGGGGUGACGCAGGCUAGCCUUUGUCAAGGCCCUGCCAACUGUGUGUCAUCCCGCUCAACCAGGAGUGAACUCUAAUACUUGAUAAGCAUACCCAUUCAUGGUUGCUGUUGUUUAAAAAAAAAAAAUCCUUGGGGUUUGGGAUGGAUGACCAGGAAGGAACCAUAGAUUCCAGAAUUUAAAUUCUGUUGCUUAGAGAUUUGACUUCUGAUGUGUUAGCUAAUACUUCGAAAUUUUUAAAGGAAGUUGGCUUGUUGUUGCUGUUGUUUGUUUUUCUACAGAGUGUGUAUUAUAAGGUUGA
This is a messenger RNA of Ailuropoda melanoleuca (giant panda), 2313 nucleotides long. RefSeq names its product CDKAL1 threonylcarbamoyladenosine tRNA methylthiotransferase (gene CDKAL1). Gene Ontology annotation, biological process: tRNA methylthiolation. NCBI's taxonomy places the organism in Eukaryota, Metazoa, Chordata, Mammalia, Carnivora, Ursidae. Bases 56 to 1879 code for a protein of 607 amino acids. The transcript is spliced from 16 exons. Gene Ontology annotation, cellular component: endoplasmic reticulum. Gene Ontology annotation, molecular function: 4 iron, 4 sulfur cluster binding; tRNA (N(6)-L-threonylcarbamoyladenosine(37)-C(2))-methylthiotransferase activity. The record is from RefSeq and is a predicted model, not a curated record.